Molecule: messenger RNA, 1954 nt
Organism: Physella acuta
Lineage: Eukaryota; Metazoa; Mollusca; Gastropoda; Physidae
Product: cysteine sulfinic acid decarboxylase
Biological process (GO): carboxylic acid metabolic process
Cellular component (GO): cytoplasm
Molecular function (GO): pyridoxal phosphate binding; carboxy-lyase activity
Source: RefSeq, a predicted model, not a curated record
AUGGAUGUCAAAACUAAUGGAUCUUCUAAAGGUAUCUCAUUUGAUAAUCCAGACGUUGAGAGUUUCCUAGACAGUCUAUUUCAACUAAUCAAAGAGGAAGCCCUGAAAAAAGGCACAUCAAGAGAAACAGCAGUUAUAGAAUUUAAACAGCCACAUGAGUUAGAGGUCCUGUUCGAUUUUGAAAUUCACCACAAACCAUCUAGUCAUGAAUCACUUUUGGAAGAAGUUAAAAAGAUUAUUAAAUACAGCGUCAAGUCAGGUCACCCACAUUUUCACAACUUACUGUAUGCUGGCCUUGACCCAUAUUCCUUAUCAGGGGCAUGGCUGACAGAUGCACUCAAUGCUAAUAUACAUACAUUUGAAGCCAGCCCAGUUUUCAUCAUGAUGGAGAAAUACAUGUUCAAAAAACUUUCAACACUGAUUGGUUAUACUAAUGGAGAUGGCCUUUUCUGCCCAGGUGGGUCAGCUUCUAACUUCCUUGCACUGCACCUUGCCAGGUACAGGAAAUUCCCUCAAGUAAAACAAACUGGCGUAUACAACUUCCCUCAGAUGAGAUGUUACGUUUCUGAAGAUGGACACUAUUCACUUAAAAAGGCUGGCCAUUUUCUUGGAUUAGGAGAAGAUAAUAUAGUACCAAUCAAAACAGAUAAACUUGGCAUAAUGUUACCAUCAGAUUUAAAAAUAAAGGUUCAAGAAGAUCUUGAUAAGGGUUACGUGCCCUUGUUUGUCAUGGCUACGGGGGGUUCUACUGUGCUGGGUGCUUUUGACCCCAUCCCUGAGCUACACGCCAUCUGCCAGGAGUUUAACAUGUGGCUGCACUGUGAUGCAUGUUUGGGAGCAGGUGUUCUUCUUUCUAAAAAACACAAAUACCUGCUAGAUGGCAUUGACAGCUGUGAUUCUGUUGCUUGGAACUUUCAUAAAAUCAGUGGUGUGCCCCUCCAAUGUUCAGCUUUUUUACUGAAUGACAAGGACUUGCUGGGAGAAGCAAAUGGGUCUAAAGCUGAAUAUCUGUUUCAACCAGACAAGUAUUAUGACACAUCACUUGAUAUUGGUGACCGCAGCGUGCAGUGUGGAAGAAAAGUGGACAUCGUCAAGCUAUGGAUGAUGUGGAAAGCUUUAGGGGAUGAUGGCAUGGGGUCAAGGAUUGACCAAGCAUUUGAUAAUGCCAGCUACCUAAAGAAAAAGAUGGAAGUCUCAAAUAAUUUCAGACUGGUGAUACCAGAGUUUCAGUGUACAAACGUUUGUUUUUGGUAUUUACCUGCAAGAUUUCUGGGUCAAAAGGAAACAGAAGAUUGGUGGGCUGAGCUGCACAAGGUGGCGCCAAAGAUCAAAGAAGCCAUGGUCAAGUGUGGCAGCAUGAUGAUAAGUUACCAGCCACUGUCCAGCAAAGGUUUUGUUAAUUUUUUCAGAAUGGUUGUCCACAAUCCCUUGUGUACAUAUUCAGACAUGGAUUUUGUCAUCUCUGAAGUGGACAGGCUAGGGCAUCACUUAUAAAUCAUGGUUUAUUGAGACUUACUAGAUGGUGAUUUUGUUGUGAAUUAAUGUUUUACAUUGAUGUUUCAGUAAUCCUGUCUUCCAGUAUUAAGGCAUUUUACUUUUACUAACGAUUACAUUUCUUUUAUACCAAAUGAAUUUGAAACAUUUUUAAGAGCAUUUUUUAAAAAAACAUUGUUUACGUUAUAAAUUUUAUUUAUGUAACUUUUUUCUGAUUAUAAUAUUUUGAUUCUUAUGGAGAUUGCAUCUACCUCAUUUUACUAGCCAAUCCUUUCAUGCUUGAGAAAAACUGCAUAGUAAAUUUAUUUUUCUUGGAAUGUCAGUAUAAUUAGUGCCCCCUUAGAAUUAUGUUUACAGACAAAAAGAAGCUGAAAAUAAUCAAGGUAAAGCUUAAAUGGGUUGAGAGUUGACAUAAGAAAUGGAUCAGUUUUGGAGUUGUAUGAAUUUCAUUUGAUUCUUU